GAUCUACCUCAUCUUGAAUACCCUUUGGUGUGGAUUACUCGGUUCUCCUAUCCUGUCUACCUCUACUUAAGAUAUUAAUCUUUAUACCCUAACAUUUUUCUAAAACAUGGACAACUAUAUUGCAUACUUUUGGGCCGAAAUAAAUGGCAACUUUUUUAAGCUAGAUAAAAGAAAAACACAUCCGAAACUAGAAAUAAAACUGUUGGAACAUUAACAUCGGAAGUAAGAAGUGGUUUAUUGCUUCGGCUUUUGUAAGCUCUUGUAACAUUACAUCAGCUUAAAUUUCGGGGCUAUCUGUUGGCGUGCUUAAACUGACUGAACUCUGAACUUGAAAGUAAAUAAAUGUCGUUUUGUUGAUUUCGUAUCACUAACAAACUUACGCAUAGAUUAAUCAUAACAUGUGGGUUCCGCAAUGUAAGUCGCCCAAAAUUAGAGGCAAAUGUGCCAACAUUUAAAAGGCAAAAUCCGACAAAAAGUUCAGCCAACGCGCAUUGAGGAUUCGGCUUACAUAGUCGAGGGCGUAGAUAUUCAGGAGGCCAGGAACACCUGUCUGCUGUUCUCGCCCAAGGAUUCCUCGUUAUCCAGCGGAGCUCUGGCCAACAUUUUGGCCAUCUUCAAGAAGCACGACAUUAACCUGGUGCAUAUUGAGUCGCGAUCCUCGCUGCGUGUUCCCGGCUACGAGUUUUUCGUGGAGGCCGAUGGAAAAUCCGGCUCCUUGGGAAAAGCUAUCGAGGAUGUGAAGAAGCAGUGUAGCUACUUUAACAUCAUUUCGCGUGACUACAAAGAUAAUGCGACUGCUGUGCCCUGGUUUCCACGGCGUAUACGCGAUCUGGACCGUUUCGCUAACCAGAUCCUGAGCUACGGUUCUGAACUGGACUCCGAUCAUCCCGGAUUUACCGAUCCGGAAUACCGCAAGCGUCGCAAGUACUUCGCCGAUAUAGCCUACAACUACAAGCAUGGCGAGCCUUUGCCCCACGUGGAUUACACCAAGGAGGAGAUCGAGACCUGGGGCAUUAUCUUCAGGAAUCUUACGAAACUGUACAAGACCCACGCCUGUCGCGAGUACAACCACGUCUUUCCCUUGCUGGUGGACAACUGUGGCUUCCGCGAGGAUAACAUUCCCCAGCUGGAGGAUGUAUCCAACUUUUUGAGGGAUUGCACCGGCUUCACUCUGCGUCCAGUGGCUGGACUACUCAGCUCUCGGGAUUUCCUGGCUGGCCUGGCCUUCCGCGUCUUCCACUCCACCCAGUAUAUCCGGCAUCCCAGCAAGCCCAUGUACACCCCGGAACCAGAUGUCUGCCACGAGCUGAUGGGCCACGUGCCGCUCUUCGCAGAUCCAGCAUUUGCUCAAUUCAGUCAGGAGAUCGGGUUGGCUUCCCUGGGCGCACCCGAUGAUUACAUCGAGAAACUGUCCACCAUCUUCUGGUUCACUGUUGAGUACGGCUUGUGCCGCCAGGAGGGUGAGUUGAAGGCGUACGGAGCUGGUCUGCUGUCCUCCUACGGAGAACUUGAGUAUUGCCUCACGGACAAGCCGCAGCUGAAGGACUUUGAGCCGGAGGUCACUGGCGUCACCAAGUAUCCCAUUACUCAGUUCCAGCCUCUGUACUACGUGGCCGAUAGUUUUGAGACCGCCAAGGAGAAGACCAUUAAAUUUGCGAACUCGAUUCCCCGACCCUUUGGUGUUCGGUACAAUGCCUAUACUCAGAGCGUUGAGGUUCUCGACUCGAAGCCGCAGAUUUCGAAUCUGAUGGAUAACAUCAAUUCCGAGUUCCAGAUUCUCCAGAAUGCCGUUGCCAAGCUGCGCGUCUAAGUGGAUUCAUAUACAUUUUUUAAUACCCUCUACUUACUAUUAAGAUUGAUCGAAUAAUGAAUAAUGGAAUCAUGCAAUUAA
Molecule: messenger RNA, 1891 nt
Organism: Drosophila erecta
Lineage: Eukaryota; Metazoa; Arthropoda; Insecta; Diptera; Drosophilidae
Product: protein henna
Exons: 5
Coding region: 440-1810 (456 amino acids)
Biological process (GO): L-tyrosine biosynthetic process; L-phenylalanine catabolic process
Molecular function (GO): iron ion binding; phenylalanine 4-monooxygenase activity
Source: RefSeq, a predicted model, not a curated record